UUCUUAUAAAUUCAUUGUCAUUGUUAUUCGAAUAGGGAAACUGCUGUCGUGUGUAUUUGCUAACUGGAGACUUUUUAAUAGCUAAUAUUUCCAGCUCAUUCUUUUCCUGUGAUGGAAAAUAAUGGCUACAUUCUCGCUAGGAAAGUUAGAUGCUAUUUGUGCCCGUCUAAAAUCUACCCAGCAGUCUCAGAAUGCAGAAGUUACCAGGGCUCAGGCCAAGGUCACCACGGCAUCACCUAAAAAAAUAUGUGAUAACAAUGAGGCUUCAGCAGGUGGAAAUGACUCAGAGCCCCUUCCUGCAAAAUAUUCUAGGCAUAGUAUAAUUAAAGAAUGCGCAGGGAGUGUCACUACUGAAAAGAACAAAGUACACAAAGGUGUGGUGCCCUCUCCAAAUUGUGAAGACAAAUGUGUCAGUACUAUCCCCAAAAACAAUAAUAACAAUGUUGAGACAACUGACUACAACGAAACAGCUUCUUCUUCUACUACCCCUUCUUCAUGCUCAACAUUCCAAACUGCUGACUCCACCACUGCUGAUUCCUUGGUCUCGUCCACAACAGGAGACAUUCCUAACCAUGAUGGCACCUGGGAUAAGUUUAUACUAAACCUCACCGUCCAGCAAUCUGGCAGCUCUAGUCCUGAAAGGAAUCCCUCCAGUGCUCAAAAAAAUGCACCACCCUUGUUUUCUCUUUCUGCAUCUUCAAAACUGCUGCAGGACAACAGCACCGCUUGUGAUCCACAUAACUCGUCACACCUUGAAAGUGAUCCACAGAACACUUCACAUAUUGAUAAUGUUCUGCCUUCUGGUUGUGAAACUAAUUGCCCUGAGGCAGAUAACUCUGCCAGUAACCAUGAUGUCAUUUCUUCAUCUACAUCAUUCCCAUUUCAGAAUGUAGAUACAUCAGCUAAUGUUGAAACUUUAAAAAGUGAUCCACCUGCCAAUGUUAAAACCUCACAGAACCCACCUUUUAGUGGUAACAUAGGGAAAGCUAAGAAUGAAGACAGCAGUGAAAAAAGAGAAAUAUCUAUCAAUGCUGAACCUUUUCAGAACCUAGAACCUAAUAGCACAAGCACCGAAUCAGUAUCAAUGAAUGGAGUAGAAUGCAUAUCACAGCCAUUGUCAGAAUAUGACUGCAAAUCAAAACCAUCGUCAGGUGUAUCUGGCUUCUCUAGUAAAGUAUCUCCCACAUGUCCUAGUCUUCCUGCCACUGGUAGAAGAAAAAGUCGUAAGGCAGCUAAGCCCCAAAGACAGAUGAAAGAUAAUUUUUAUUUUGACUUCUCAGAUGCAGACCUUGAGACUAGUUCAUUUGACAAAAGCAAUAUUUUAUGUGAUAAUUCGGAACUAGUAAUAGCUACUUCUACCAAGGCAGUGAUUAAGACACCAACAGCGGAUGAUUUAUUGAAAGAUGAUUUAUUGUGUCCCACCCAUCAAUCUACACCUAUGACUUUGUCUGACAUUCCAAUGAGGCAUUUGACAAGUGAAAAUGGUCAUUGUUUAAUAGGCCAGUCUGAAAGAGCUAGAGCCAGUAAAAAUGCUAGAAAGAAAUCUAAAGAAUUAUCCAAGUACUCUAGCUCCCCUCUUGAUCUAACAGACUCCAAAGUUCUUGUUGAUUAUGCCCAGAAUACUAUGAAUGAACUGCUUGGAAUUUAUGGGUUUGGGGGCUCAGAGGCCAAAAAUAUGUUACUCCAGAACUUUCAAAAUUCACCUGAAGAAAAGUCAUCAUUAGCAGUAGCUCUGGAGACAGUUAAUUCUCAAAAUAGGGAUAGAUUUGAGAGUUCACUUGGACCAGAUCAUGAAGUUGAUAUUAGUAAUACACUUAUAAAAAAGAGCCCCAGUUCUCAGCAACUAGCUAGUUCAGAAACUACUAAUGCUAUGGAAUCUGCCAGUAAAAAGUUUGUUGUACAGGAUUCCAUCACAAAAUCUUUGUCAGGUCGGAAAAAACACUACACACAUAAGCCCAUCAACUCUGCAGACUUCAACAAACACAUCAAAAGAUAUGGCACAGGCUUUGAGUGUGGUGGUAAACUCUGUCAAGACUUGGGAUACAGGGAACAUUAUCAUUGCGUGGAUUGUCCACACAAAGUUCUUCUUCGCAAAGAGGAAAUGUUACGUCAUUAUAAGUGGCAUAAGAAAAGACAAGACUCCCUCCAACAUGGUUUUAUGCGCUACAGUCCGACAGAUGACUGUAGUAAGAAAUAUGGCAGCUGUACUCAUAAUGGAAGGCAAACACAUUAUCACUGUGUUCAGAAUAGCUGUGAUAAAGUUUACGUCAGCACAUCAGAUGUUCAGAUGCAUGCCAACUUUCACCGCAAGGACUCUGCCAUUAUCCAAGAAGGUUUCCAAAGGUUUAGAGCCACUGAGGACUGUGGGACUACAUCCUGCAUGUUCUAUGGCCAGAGAACAACACACUUUCACUGCAGGAGGCCGCAAUGUCAUUUCACAUUUAAGAAUAAAGCCGACAUGGAAAAACACAAAAGUUAUCACCAAAAAGACGAGAUACUAAGUCGGGAUGGUUUCAAGAAGUUCAUGAAAUAUGAAGCUUGCAACUAUGCUAACUGUCGCUACUCCAGUACCAGCAAUCAUAUUCAUUGCAUAAGACCUGGAUGUCAGUAUGUUCUACACUCAUCUACUCAGCUCUACUCACACAAACGUAAACAUGAGAGGAGAGACUUUGAAUUUGCCUACAGAAACUUUCGUCACCUCCAACAGCUGACACCCAAAAAGAUGAAAAGAACGGGAAUGAAUCUGCCCAAAAUGAUAAAUCCCACUGUUGUUGAGAACAAUGUUAAGAGCUCUCCUAUCUCUGGCCUCUAUGCUGUACAGUCCAUACCAGUCAAUUCAAGCACACUGCCGAUAGAGACAAUAGAUACAGUUUUAAAUUUGAGUAACCAAAAAGCUGAACUCAAAGUGGAGGAAAGAGAGGACUCCUCGGAUUUUCCAAUUAAUUUAGCACAAGACAAGACUGCUGUUGCUGUUGAAGAGAAAAUCAAGUCAGAAGUUUCUACGCCAGAUAUUAGAUUGCAUGCUGUCUCCAGCUCAUGUAUUAAGAAGGAAAUAGACAGUGAGCUUGAGCCAGAGGAUUUGUCUCUAAAAAGUAGACCCCCAAACUUUACGGAGUCCUCUUUUAGUAGUGAAAAUACUCAGGUUGAGGGUCUUCCCAUGAGUAACAAACAGACAAAAAAAGAGGUUGACGACCCCAGUGUUUAUGGCUAUUGUGAACUAGAUGAUGAGACUUUGGAGGAUGAAGAUGAUGACGACGAUGAUGAUGACAAAGACUAUGGCCUAUAUGAAGAGCCAACUUUGGUCAAUACAGACAGAGAAGAACCAAUAGAAACGUGGCAUCCAGUGAAUGGUACCACUAGCUGUCCUACUUCUGCAAGCUUAGAAGAUCACAUGCUUGGUAUCACAGCUGGUGCUGCCACGUUAGGAAGCAAUAUUUCUUCACACAAGAUCAAAGUAGAACAUGUGCUGUCCAGUUCUCACCAGUCGCUCCCUGACCCAUCAGUUCUAUUAAGCAAUAAAAGAAAAACUGCGAUUGCUCAUAAACAUUCCUCACCAGAGAAAAGAGAGAGAGAUGAAUCAUGGAAAAAGUACUUGAUAAGAUACACAGCCAAUGAUGCCUGUUAUUCUCGCUGCUCUUGCCUGUAUAAGGAUCACUACCACUGCCGGGUAGAGGGUUGCCAGGUGAUAUUUAAAUCUAAAGAUGGUGUGAGGAGCCAUGCAAGGUUUCAUGACCUUCAAGACAGUAUCACACCUUUAGUUUACCGCCAUUUCACUAGCGGCCAAGCCUGUAAUGAAACAAAUUGUCAGUAUGACCAAAAGGAGGCUCAUUAUCAUUGCAAUUGGACCAAUUGCACUCAUAUUGUGCCUGACUCAGCCCCAACUUUUGCUAGAUUAGAACAUUAUCGCAUACAUGAAUAUGCUGCAACCUAUGUAGGGAAAUCUAGAAGUAUUAUACCAGGUUCAAGGAUAGACCUAGACCCCUUGCACAAACGCAGAGGAAGACCCCCAAAGUACCCAAAAUAUGAUCUACCUAUUGUCCCUAAAGUACAUCUUACUGAAAAAGAAAUAACAGAUUCAACUAUAGCAUUUAUGCAUAACAGAUGCCCAGAGAAUAGCAGAAUCAUCAAUGGCUUUAAGAAAUUUGUUGUCCCUGAGUUGUGUCCAGAUGAGAAGUGUCUUUUUAAAGGGAAGGAUCAUUAUCACUGUGGACGCAAGUUUUGUCAUAUGUCAACAGACAGGAUGGAUGUUUUGAAUGUGCAUGCAAAGGAGUUCCACAACAACAUCACCAUUUUAGAAGGAUAUGAGUUUUUUGAGCGAAUGGUGAACUGCCGUAGGCCUGUGUGUCACAACAACAGAAUCAACCGCCAUUUCCACUGUGUGAGGUCUCGAUGUGACUACAGUUUUGUCAGACACAGCACUAUGGCACAGCAUAAUAAGAAGCAUCCAACUGUCACAUCUGCUGUACUUUCUGCACCACUGACCAGGUCUGCUCCCAUAUCUUCUGUGGCUCAUACUAAAUCCACCCCUUCUCAAUAUGUACCCAUAGCCCCAGCCAUCAGCUCACCAACUUUGGCAUCACCACCUGUUACUUUGAAAACUAUAUCCAACAGUUCUAAGAAUACUAUCAAAUCAUCUGGUACCUACUACCCUAUUCCCGGCGUAUCUAAGUUCAAGCUAACACCAUCGCCAUCUUCAAAAAUAGCUUCUAGCAGGAAAACAAUGUCUUCUAAUCAUCAGGUUAUUGCAGGUCACCCCCUCUCGUCAGGGAGUAACUCUAUCUUGACCCCUAAUGGAGUUUGUCUAACAUUAUCCCCUAUUCCUUUAAUUGCACAGGGAACACCUUUGGCUCAACAAAAUAAUAUUCUUGCAGGAGUGAUUCCACUAACUUCACCAAAUUUAGCACCAACAUUUGUUAACAUUUCUGGAAACACAUUUUUGCCAACUGCACAUGGUCAGUACCUUCAGCCAAGUGAACUACUCACGUCUAAUGUCCUUCAUCUUGUUCAAAACCCAUCAGCUCCAGCUAGCAGUAGCACAAGAGAGACUGUCAAUUUUCCAAAUCGAACUAGUUCUGCUUUUCUCCAAACCAAGCCUGAAAUCUCUGGCACCUGGUUAAGCUUAAAGAAGAGAAUGUAUUUCUCUGUUCAGCUCAAUUGUGGGAGACCAUUUUGUAAACUCAAGAAAAAAGACCAUUACCAUUGUUUAGAUUGCAACCAAGCUUUCUCUGAUCCUGCCAGACUUAGAACUCACUUGGGUAAACAUGGUUUCAGGUUUCAAAAAUCUGAUGACAAAACUGACAAUAAAGUUAGCCCCAAUGCCCUGGACCUGAAAAUUUCUACAAAGCUUGAUGAGGACAAAGGAGUCCUCUCAGAGUCUGAAGAUGACCCAGCUAAUUCAUCUCUUAAUUUACAGCCAUCUGUAUUUGCUAGUAUGGUCACUGCCACUGCUAAGAAUGAAGAUGCAUCAGUAGCUGUGCCCUUGAAUGGCACUAAUUUUAAUAAUCAAAGCCCAGAGAGAAAUAGUAAGAACACUAGUGAUGAACAUCUUCUUAACCUGUCAUCAGUGGAUGAUAAUUUAGAGGAAAGCAAUGAUUCUAUUCUUAAUGUUUCCUCCUCAAGCUUAACUCUCUGCUCAUCACUUUCUUCACCUAAAUCUGUCUCUAAGCGACCUUUUGAUCAAACUACUGAUGUCGAUGCAGAGAUUACUGAGCCAAAGCAAAGAAAAAUGAAUGGUUCAGAAGCAAGGAUGGGGGAUAUUCCAGGAGGUUACAAGAGAGUGAGGUGCGGAGAAGACUGUGGCCAUGUGCGUUGUGCUUACAGACAGACUGUAACGCACUACCACUGUACCCGGUCAGACUGCGGCUAUGGCUUUAGUGAUAAGUUACGCAUCAUGCAACAUCAAGUCCGGCAUGACCGUCUUGACGCCUUGAUGGGAAAUGAAUUCCAGCAGUUCCGAGCGUCUGUCAGCUGUGAGAGGCCUAACUGUGAGUUCGAUGAGAGGGCGUCCCACUUUCACUGUUUAAAGUGUAUGUACUCUUGUGCUGACUCCAGUAAAGUGCCAGCUCAUCGUAAAUUCCAUGCCAAACUUGAUAAGAUCAGCAGCAAUGGCUUCAUCAAGUAUUCAGGGUCUGCCGACUGUCAGGUUGCUACCUGCUCGUACUUUCGCAAGCAGACUCAUUAUCAUUGCACUUUUUCAGGUUGCAAGCAUGCUGUCCUGGGUCCCUCCCAGAUGGCAGCACAUAAACUUAAGCAUGAUCAAUGACAGUCAUUUAUAUAGUCAUAUUAAUCUCAAGCAAUGCAAUAAGUUAACAUAAUAUAAACUUUGCUAUUUAUUCAUGAAAUCGGAGGACCAUCAACUUGUGUUUAUUCCAAAUAUCUUAUAAUCUUUUUUGUCUGAUUUGAAGUAAUUUAAAUUGAAUUGCACUGAAUUCCUCAUCAAAGAGUCAUAAGUUAUUUAAUUUACUUUAUAAUAAUAGUUUUUUUAAUUGCUGUGUGCACAUAAUUGGUUUUGAAAACAUUGCGUUGAACAAAACAAUUUGUAAUAUGAAACUUAAUACCUUUACAAGUAUUUAACUUAAUAGUAUUUCUUCAUUUCAAGUGAAUUAGAAACUUUAGAGCUUUGAUAAAAAAAAAUAUUAUAAUACUAAUUAGAAGCUUGAAUUUUAUGCAGUAACUUUAAAAUCAGAACAAUUCAAAUGUAUAUGUAGCACAUGGCUAUAGAAAAGUUAAAGUAAAGCUCAUUUCUUCAUCAAAUUAUGAUCACUUGAAUUUUUCAGAUAACCAUAAUACUUUACUUGAAAAUCAGAUUUCAAAAAAUGUAACUUGAACUUGGUUGGAUUUGUGCAUUCUUUCUUUUAGUACAUGGGCAUAUACACUACUAGUUCAAUUGUAAUACAUAUAACACUGUGUGGACUUCUUUUUUGUGCUAAAAUAAGGUAUUAGUCUAGGAACUAACAGUUCAAACUCAAGUUUUGUUUUGUAAUAUAGAAAAUUAUUCACUCUUCUUUUGAUGUAAAAUGCUACACUAUUAUUGUUUGUAUACUCUUACUUUCAAAUGUGUUGUUGUAAUGCAACUUGACGUCUAAACAAGCAUAAUUAUUUGAUAGUAUCUUUAUGGAGAAGCCGAAGAGCUAAUCAGAAGUCAGGAUAAAAAUUAGAGAUUUAUAUUCUGCAUAUUGAACCUAUAGCAAUAUGUGUCUCUUAAAUGUUAUUUUAAAACUGUUAUAGCAACUAUAACAAAUCUUUAUCCAAGUAGAUGUUUGUUUUUAACUUUUUUAUUUAUCUAUGGCUCUAUGCAAAUGAUUUGUACUGCUGAUAAAUUUUUUGUUUCACCUGAUUGCUCUUUUUUUUUUAAUCUUACACUGCUGGUGUACACAGUUGUUGUUUUUUUUUACUGCUGAUUCAAUUCUUUGAUUUAGACUUUUGUUUUUCCUUUUCACACUGUUAUUGUAAGAUUUCUACUGCUGAUUCAACUCUUUGAUUUGGACUCAUGUUUGUCCUUUUCACACUGUUAUUCUAAGAUUUCUACUGCUGAUUCAACUUCUUGAUAGGGACUCAUAUUGGCCCUCAUAAUUUUUAUUUCUUGUGUAAAUUUUUAAGAAGUGAACAAAUAUUUACAUAUUUUGAUUUUAGAUAAUAAUUAAUGGUAAAAUAUAUCAAAUAUUAUACUGUCCCCAGACUGCUGAUUUUUUUAUAUUUAAAAGAAAUAAACAGUGUGCCAUAAUGCGUGUGCAGUGAAACAGAAACAAGUAAAUAGUUAAAAUUAAAACUAUUGCAAUAUGCAAACGAAUAUAAAACAUUAUUUUUUUAAAUCUUCUCCUCAGUAAUUUUGUACUGCUGAUAUUUUGGUUUGGCUAUUGAUAAUAUUUGUACAAUAUUUGUACUUGUUGUUCAAAAGUUGUUACUUUCAUUCAUGUUCCUAAUAUGAUAUAUAUAUCAUAUAUAUAUAGGAUGUUCCUGUAAAUAUUUUGGUAUUAUUUUUCUUAGUGAUAGUCAUUUGUUUGAUUUUUACCCAAAACCUAAUUUGAUAGUUUUGUUUUUGUCUAAAAAUUUAUUAUACAGUGUGUUAUUUUGUAAAUUAUCUGUGAAUCAAUUUCAGUUUAUUUGUGUAGUCUUUGCAGUAUUCCUGAGCCACUGUUUGCCAUAUUGGUACUACAUCGGCACUUUUUAUGUGCGUUUAGUGUUAAAUUGUGUUUAGAACCUUGUUUAGUGUCGACUGAAUUCACUAAUCACUUUAUGUAAGCACACCUCAGUUCCAUGAAAAGAAAACCAUUGCUCUGAUUAUUCCUGACUUAGCCUUAACAAUCAUUCCAUCCAGUUCACUAUACUUGUUUGUCACAGCUGAUGCUUGCUAUGCAUUCCUGACCUUUUCACAUCUUUUAUAUAAAAAACUAUAUAUAUUUAUAAAGUAUAUUAUUCAAACUGCUGACUGUAAUAAUGAAAUGUAGAGUUCCAGUGUGUUUUAUUAUUUUAAUGUAUAUUUUGAAUAUAUUUUAUACAAUGUAUGUUCACUAUUUAUGUUGUUUUGAGUACUGCUGGAAAAUGUUGUUUUGUACUGCUGAAUCUGUUACUAGAACAUAGUGUCUUGUUGUCUUAAUGGUUGUUGACACAGAAUUCCAUUCAUGCAUUAAUUUAACAAGCUCUUUUAAUAAUAUGUAGUAAGUUGUUGUUUUUUUUAGGCAUUCUAAAGAAAAUGUAUUUUUAAUCAUCUGAACAUUGUGCAAAAAAAAAGUCUGAGGUUAGUAUGGUUGGAUCAUAGUGUUAAGUGUUACCAAAACAACCAAUUUUUUAUUUUUAUUUUGGGAGACUUAAGUGACAAUAAAGGAUGCAAAAAAAAAAGUAUAAUAUAAGUAUAUUUAAAAAUCUGAUCCUCAUUAAUUGUGCAAGGCCUGUUUCAAAGCCUGACUGUUGUUACACUUAAAUAAUCAUUAUGCUUAAAUCUUAAUAUUUAGAGCUUAACGUCAAACUGUGUAUGUUGUAUUUAGCAAUAAUAAUUGUUGAAGUUGGAGGAUUCAUGGUAGAGAUUAAAUGAUUUAAGCAAAGCUAGAUUAAAGAAUCAAGGUCUUACAUUCUUAGCUUCUUUUGAAAUUUACUUCUUUUAUUUAUGGAUAAAUAUAAAAGAUACUUCUCCUCUAUACUUAAUUGCGAACUAUAACUGUAUGAUGGGAAUGAAUGUAAGAUAACUAUAAUAACAUAUGAAAUUAUCUUUCUGAAACUAUAUUGAUUUUAUUCCGUGGUCUUUAUUUUAUGCUGCAGUCAUUCUGUUUAGAAAAUUACAUUUAAGUGAGAUGAGAAUAAUCCUAUUAUGUUGUGCUCUAUACUUUCACCAUGAUGCUAUAAAUCCUUCAGUUGAAUAUUUGUCUCAUAUUUUCUAUCACUGUGAUUAUUUUCUUUUGAAUCAGCUGGAAGGUGAGCAUAGUGAAAAUGAAAAAGGUGGUUCCAGCUAGAUGACUCUAUACAAAUCCUAUUGGCACAAUUUAUGUGUUCUGUGGGCCAGGUUGUUGUUGUUGUUUUUCCAACAUGCCAGGUUUUGAAAAUUGUGGACGAAACUUUACAUCUGUAUUCUGUAUAAAUUUCAUUCUCUUUUUUUUUAACUUAACACACAACCUCUGCAUUUUAUUUCAUUGUCCUGCAAGUCUAAAUGUGAUUUAAAAGUGUUACAUUUGGCUCCUUUGCAUAAUUACCUCUUUGAAACCUCAAGGUACCACAAAAAAAAUGAAACUCAACCAGCAAUUUGACCUUACACCUUUGGCAUGGCAACCAAGAAAUCUUUAACUUUCCAUGAUAUUUGUCAUAUACUGGUGUUGACACAGUAUAAAUAUCUAGUUUUAUGAGUAUGAAUUUAAGUGUUUCUCCAUAGUUUAGCAAGCCGUGUGUGGUUCUUUACAUGCUUGUGUAUACAACUUUUUAAAAUGUUUUAACAUUUUUCAAUGGUACCUUUUAGAAUUCACAACAAAUGUUGUUUUUUAGGGAUGUCAUAUUGAAUAGGUGAUGCUUCAGUUCAAUAUUACAUUAAUGUCUACGUUUAAAUUUGCUUUGGGUUGUUUAUACUAUGUUUUAUUCAAUGUUUUAUUCAUUGGUUGUUACUAAGUAUUUUAUUGUUUGUACUGCUUUGUAAUGAAACUAAAUGCAACAAAUAUACUAUAUAAAACAUUUCUAAAUGAGUUUGUAUCAGAGUAUCAGUAAAAGCAAGCAAGAGCUCUUAACAUUUUUCACUUAUGAAAUUCACUUGACACCAACACUCUUGGUCAGAGAAAAAGUUGCAUAACAAUAACAUUUAAAACACUAAAUUAACCAAAAAAAGACAUACAGAUAAAAUUGUAUUUCCAUAUGAUAGGAAAAAUGUGUACAAGAACAACUUCUUAAUAAGGAGACAUUUUUACAUUAAUAGGAAUAGAACAGUUCAAAUCUAUAUAAUGAACUGAAAAAUUAGAGAUGUGUAUAUGUAUUAAGAGUGUAAAAACUAUAAUAUUAUUUUGAGAAAGAAUUUUUAAGCAUUAAGGUUAAAAGAAACAUUGUAAUUUUUUUUUUGUUUAAAAAAAUACAUAUUUUUUUUUAGUUUGUUGUUUCCUUGGCACAGAUUGCAAAAAGCUUUUUGUUUCCUUUGCACAGAUUGCAAAAAGCUGGCUUGGUGAAGGUCAGAAAGUUUGUGUUGGGUAUGGUCUUUGUGGUGUGUUUGUGUGGUUUGGUA
Molecule: messenger RNA, 10690 nt
Organism: Biomphalaria glabrata
Lineage: Eukaryota; Metazoa; Mollusca; Gastropoda; Planorbidae
Exons: 13
Coding region: 122-6262 (2046 amino acids)
Biological process (GO): regulation of neuron differentiation; positive regulation of transcription by RNA polymerase II
Cellular component (GO): nucleus
Molecular function (GO): RNA polymerase II transcription regulatory region sequence-specific DNA binding; DNA-binding transcription factor activity, RNA polymerase II-specific
Source: RefSeq, a predicted model, not a curated record